AUGGUGUCCAAGCUCACGUCGCUCCAGCAAGAACUCCUGAGCGCCCUGCUGAGCUCCGGCGUCUCCAAGGAGGUGCUGGUCCAGGCCCUGGAGGAACUGCUGCCGUCGCCGCCGAGCUUCGGGGUGAAGCUGGAGACCCUGCCCCUGUCCCCCGGAAGCGGCGCCGAACCCGACACCAAGCCGGUCUUCCACACGUUAACCAACGGCCACGCCGCCAAGGGCCGCCUGUCCGGGGACGAGGGCUCCGAGGACGGGGACGACUAUGACACCCCCCCCAUCCUCAAGGAGCUGCAGGCGCUCAACACGGAGGAGGCGGUGGAGCAGCGGGCGGAGGUGGACCGGAUGCUCAGUGAGGACCCCUGGAGGGCUGCCAAGAUGAUCAAGGGCUACAUGCAGCAGCACAACAUCCCCCAGAGGGAGGUGGUCGAUGUCACGGGCCUGAACCAGUCGCACCUCUCACAGCACCUCAACAAGGGCACCCCUAUGAAGACCCAGAAGCGCGCCGCCCUGUACACCUGGUACGUCCGAAAGCAGCGCGAGAUCCUCCGACAAUUCAACCAGACAGUCCAGAGUUCUGGAAAUAUGACAGACAAAAGCAGUCAGGAUCAGCUGCUGUUUCUCUUUCCAGAGUUCAGUCAACAGAGCCAGGGGCCUGGGCAGUCCGAUGAUGCCUGCUCUGAGCCCCCCAACAAGAAGAUGCGUCGCAACCGGUUCAAAUGGGGGCCCGCAUCCCAACAAAUCUUGUACCAGGCCUACGAUCGGCAAAAGAACCCCAGCAAGGAAGAGAGGGAAGCCUUAGUGGAGGAGUGCAACAGGGCGGAAUGUUUGCAGCGAGGCGUCUCCCCCUCCAAAGCCCACGGCCUGGGCUCCAACCUGGUCACCGAGGUUCGCGUCUACAACUGGUUUGCCAACCGCAGGAAAGAGGAAGCGUUCCGGCAGAAGCUGGCCAUGGAUGCCUACAGCUCCAACCAGACGCACAGCCUGAACCCCCUGCUCUCCCACGGCUCCCCCCACCACCAGCCCAGUGCCUCUCCGCCCAACAAGCUGUCAGGAGUGCGCUACAGCCAACAGGGAAACAAUGAGGUCACUUCCUCCUCUACAAUCAGUCACCAUGGCAACAGCGCCAUGGUGACCAGCCAGUCUGUUUUACAGCAAGUCUCUCCAGCCAGCUUGGACCCAGGCCACAAUCUCCUCUCACCUGAUGGUAAAAUGCAGAUCUCCGUCUCAGGAGGUGGUUUGCCCCCCGUCAGCACCUUGACGAAUAUCCACAGCCUGUCCCACCAUAACCCCCAGCAAUCUCAAAACCUCAUCAUGACACCCCUCUCUGGAGUCAUGGCCAUUGCACAAAGCCUCAACACCUCCCAAGCGCAGAGCGUCCCCGUCAUCAACAGCGUGGCCGGCAACCUGGCAGCCCUGCAGCCGGUGCAGUUCUCCCAGCAGCUGCACAGCCCCCACCAGCAGCCCCUCAUGCAGCAGAGCCCAGGCAGCCACAUGGCCCAGCAGCCCUUCAUGGCUGCCGUGACUCAGCUGCAGAACUCACACAUGUACACACACAAGCAGGAACCUCCCCAGUAUUCCCACACCUCCCGGUUUCCAUCUGCGAUGGUGGUCACAGAUACCAGCAGCAUCAGUACGCUCACCAACAUGUCUUCCAGUAAACAGUGUCCUCUCCAAGCCUGGUGA
Molecule: messenger RNA, 1683 nt
Organism: Pipistrellus nathusii (Nathusius's pipistrelle)
Lineage: Eukaryota; Metazoa; Chordata; Mammalia; Chiroptera; Vespertilionidae
Source: the annotation of a GenBank genome assembly